GCUUUAAAGUGGACACUUUAAAGCGUGUCGUUCGCGCCGUCGGUCCCGAAAGCAAAAUCUUUUUUGCAGAACAAAGUAUAGUUGUCAAUACCCGAACCAAGUUGUAACUACAAUACAUGUGAACGAAAAAGAUUUAAAAUGGCUUUGGUUUGUUCAAUUAGUGGAGAAGUUCCCGAACAUCCUGUUUUAUCACCAAUUUCAAAGCAUAUAUUUGAAAAACGUUUAAUUGAAAAGUUUAUUGCCGAAAAUGGCACUGAUCCUAUUACUGGAGACAUCUUGACUGAAGGCGAACUUAUUGAAUUAAAAACUACUCCAAUUACAAAACCAAGGCCUCCUUCAGCAACAAGUAUACCUGCAAUAUUGAAAUCUUUGCAAGAUGAAUGGGAUGCAGUUAUGCUACAUAGUUUUACUUUACGACAACAACUCCAAGCUGCUCGACAAGAAUUAUCUCAUGCUUUGUAUCAGCAUGAUGCAGCAUGCCGUGUCAUUGCCAGGUUAACAAAGGAAGCUACUGCAGCCAGAGAAGCACUUGCAACACUUAAACCUCAGCAAACUGGCAUAUCACACCAUACCGCAUUGGCAGCACAGAAAGCAAGCAAAGCAAAGGUUGAAGAUAUGGACUCUUCUGAGCCUAUUGAAGUUGGUAUGUCAGAAGAUGUUCUUCAAAAGUUGCAAGAUAAAGCAACUGAGCUGACAACAGAGAGGCGCAAGAGAGGCAAAAAGGUUCCAGAGGAUCUUACUUCUGUUGAUGAUGUGCGUUCGUUCAGACAAAUUGCAUCACACCCUGGUUUACAUAGCGCAAGUGUACCUGGUAUUCUUGCACUUGACUUGCAAGAAUAUGAUACAUCGAAGGCUAUUACUGGUGGUAUGGACAAGAAUGCUGUUGUGUUUAAUAAAGAAAAUGAACAAGUUGUUGCAACUCUAAAAGGUCAUACAAAGAAAGUUACCUCUGUUAUUUAUCAUCCUCAUGAGGAAAUCGGAAUUACAGCAUCAGCUGACAACACUGUCAGAGUUUGGAGUAUACCUAACAGUUCUUGUGCCUAUAUUAUUAAGGCUCAUGAUGAUGCUGUUACAGGUCUAAGUUUACAUGCAACAGGCGACUAUGUCCUAACAUCUUCAAGAGAUCAGUACUGGGCAUUUUCAGAUAUUCAGACAGGAAAAAUCCUUUGCAAGAACAUUUCAGACCCUAACGCAAAUCAUGGUUUAACUUGUGCACAGUUUCAUCCUGAUGGUUUAAUUUUUGGUACUGGAACAACAGAUAGUGUUAUCAAGAUUUGGGAUUUAAAGGAAAGAGCUAAUGUUGCCAACUUUCCUGGUCAUUCAGGUCCUAUCACCUCCAUUGCUUUUUCAGAGAAUGGUUAUUAUUUAGCAACUAGUGCUGAUGAUUCCGUUGUUAAGCUAUGGGAUUUAAGAAAGUUGAAAAAUUUCAAGACCAUCACAUUAGAUGAAAGUGAUGAGAUUAAAUCGUUAGCAUUUGAUAAAAGUGGUAAUUAUUUGGCUGUGGCUGGUACAAACAUUCAAAUAUAUGUAGUUAAACAAUGGGAUCUUCUACGAACUAUUACAGAUCACACCGGUAUAGUUACUGGAGUUAAAUUUGGCAAAAAUGCUUCCUUCCUGGCUUCGACUAGCAUGGAUAGAAAUUUAAAGUAUUACGCUCGAUAAAGGGUUUUCUUUGUACAAAAUCGACUUUUUAAAUACUUCUUUGCUUUAUUUUUA
Hydra vulgaris (swiftwater hydra) is the source of this 1716-nucleotide messenger RNA. Its product is annotated as pre-mRNA-processing factor 19. Gene Ontology annotation, molecular function: protein binding; ubiquitin protein ligase activity. The record is from RefSeq and is a predicted model, not a curated record. NCBI's taxonomy places the organism in Eukaryota, Metazoa, Cnidaria, Hydrozoa, Anthoathecata, Hydridae. Gene Ontology annotation, cellular component: cytoplasm; U2-type catalytic step 1 spliceosome; Prp19 complex. Gene Ontology annotation, biological process: DNA repair; protein ubiquitination; mRNA splicing, via spliceosome.